GAAGAAACUAAUGGCCAUAUAAAUAGUUUUCCUUGCUGUUUCAUUGGAGUUCAAACGAGCGGAAGAAGAAGGCAAACAAAGCGAAGGCAGCUGGGUAAUGAGUGCGGCACGGGAGGAGGCCAUCGGUGGAACUCUUGCACAGAUCGAUUACUCCUGCCUGUUCUCCGAGUAAAGAUGGAUGCCUGUCGAAAUAGGUUGUGAGUGUGGAGCAGGAGGAGGAGGAGGAGCAGGUCUGCGCUCGGCCCGCAUCACGUUUCCCAGUGGCUGGCUGGCAUCUGUGCGGCUAACCGGGGCUCCCCUCCUGCUGCAGCCUGCAGCCCAGCGCUGGCCGAUGCUUGCUGCGCUGCAGCAUGACCACAGCAGCGUCCGCUCAUCUGGUGGAUCUGGCAAAUGAAAAUGGAGGAGCUUUCGGUGUCCAGCCUGGACAACAGCAAGCUGGAGGCCCUGGCUCAGGACAUCCUGUCUGACCUGGUGGAGGACGCGUGCCUGGGGCUUUGCUUUGAGGUCCACCGGGCUGUGAAGCAGGGCUACUUCUUCCUGGAUGACACGGACCAAGAAAGCAUGAGGGACUUCGAAAUCGUGGACCAGCCGGGACUGGACGUGUUCGGCCAGGUGUACAACCAGUGGAAGAACAAAGAGUGCGUGUGUCCCAACUGCAGCCGGAGCAUCGCGGCGUCGCGCUUCGCCCCGCACCUGGAGAAAUGCCUCGGGAUGGGACGCAACAGCAGCCGCAUAGCGAACCGCAGAAUAGUCACCGGUAACAACACCAACAACAAGUCAGAGAGCGACCAGGAGGAUAAUGACGACGUCAACGACAACGACUGGUCCUACGGGGCGGAAAAGAAAGCAAAGAAAAGAAAGUCAGAUAAGAAUCCAAAUUCACCAAGAAGAUCCAAAUCAUUCAAGCAUAAAAGCAGUACGGCCAGUAAGACCAACCAAGACAACGAAGCUCAUGCACCGCCCAAAGACUCGUACAUUGCCUCUUCAAGGCCUGUGGGCAUGAUGGGGCCUAGACGUCGCGUGGAAAACCAGGAGAGUCCCCGCAUGCUGAUGAAGGACGAGGCUUUCUCUCAGUAACGCACUUGGCCGCAAACACACCUUCUUGAACUGUGUGAAUGGACGCACGGGCAGAGAGCGCGAGGCGAGGCCGCGGCGCUUCGGCUUCGGCUCGUUCUGCUGUCCAAGCAGCUGACGUUGACGUUGCCGGUGACGCGUGCGGUCCUCGCUGCUCUGCGGAAGCAAUCCUGAGCUCCCACUUUGUUCUUGGUGGAUUGGUUUUAGUUUUAAUCACAGAAUCAUUGAACCAGACAAGAUUUUCGCCAUUAUUUUUCAUUUAGUUAAAAAAAAAAAAAAAAUUAAAUUCUAAUUAAUAUCAUGUCUAAUUUUUUUUCUCUGCACAGAUAAAGGAUCUGAGAACGAGUCAGUGGCUGAGCAUAGACAGCCUCGUUUGGUGCAACAGUCAUCGCACACAGUAUUUUAUUUCGUAAGACAGAAAAGAUCACGCAGUAGGUCAGCUGACAUCUCUUUUUAUUUUUUUUUUAAGAAAAGUGAAUUAUGUGAAAACUAGUGUCAAAGACAAUCGUUGAAAAUGGUUUGUCUUUUGUUUUCGCAUUGACCGCCGGGGUUGUAGUUUAGCAGCUCUGUUGCUCACCUGAGGAAACUGGUUUUGAAACGUUCAGGAAACGAACCUCUGAUUUCCGCCAGCAGGCAGGUGGCCUGCAGGAAGCGGGUUUCUUUUGGUGUAUAGACUCAGCUUGUUUUCUAGCAUACAAAUAAUGUCUUUGUAUUACGUUUACAUUGUAAAGGGUCACAUAUGUCCUUGGUGUGAUGUGAUAGUGUAAAUAUUCUAAUAGUUGAAUUUGCUGCUGCCAUGGCUCGGUUUGUUUUCAUCUGUCUACCGUAAUAAAUGAUUUGUUACCUGUCA
Molecule: messenger RNA, 1924 nt
Organism: Fundulus heteroclitus (mummichog)
Lineage: Eukaryota; Metazoa; Chordata; Actinopteri; Cyprinodontiformes; Fundulidae
Gene: atxn7l3b
Product: Sgf11 domain-containing protein
Exons: 9
Coding region: 391-1077 (228 amino acids)
Biological process (GO): positive regulation of DNA-templated transcription; regulation of transcription by RNA polymerase II
Cellular component (GO): SAGA complex; DUBm complex
Molecular function (GO): transcription coactivator activity
Source: RefSeq, a predicted model, not a curated record